UGUUGCUGCAAAUCUUUGAAGCAAUAUGGAUGUUGUUGUAUAUUUUUGAAGCAGUAUGGAUGUUGCUGCAAAUCUUUGAAGCAAUAUGGAUGUUGUUGUACAUCUUUGAAGCAGUAUGGAUGUUGCUGCAAAUCUUUGAAGCAGUAUGGAUGUUGUUGUAUAUCUUUGAAGCAGUAUGGAUGUUGUUUAUAA
Molecule: messenger RNA, 192 nt
Organism: Helobdella robusta
Lineage: Eukaryota; Metazoa; Annelida; Clitellata; Rhynchobdellida; Glossiphoniidae
Exons: 1
Source: RefSeq, a predicted model, not a curated record